ACGUAACAAAUUUGGUUUUGGUUUUAACACAACCUUUCUCACUCUACUUAAUUUACUCCAAUGUAUUUCAACUCUCCUCUCUCUCUCUCUCUCUCUCUCUCUCUCUAUCUCUCUCUCUCUCUCUCUGCAAGUGGCAAAGGUAUGUGUUUGCUUGCCCCACGUAAGACUCUUCAACUGAAUUCCAUAGCUUAUUGCAUACACUUUCUCUUUCUGGGCAUCUUCAGGUAUGGAAAGAAUGUGUGAUGUCCCCUGUAUCUGAGGCAGUUGUCUUCUAGAAUCUAAGAAGAGAAAGAGUGAAAGAGUUUUGAGCUUUAAUUUAUAAUGCCAGUUCCACUUGCCCCAUAUCCAACUCCUCCAGCACCAUACACACCACCGGCAAAUGGUGCACAGAGCCAACUUGUGUGCUCUGGAUGUAGGAACCUUUUACUCUAUCCUGUUGGAGCCACCUCUGUCUGUUGUGCGGUUUGUAAUGCAGUCACUGCUGUGCCACCUCCUGGCACAGAAAUGGCACAGCUGGUUUGUGGAGGAUGCCACACCCUACUCAUGUAUAUCCGCGGAGCAACGAGUGUACAAUGUUCUUGCUGCCACACUGUAAAUCUAGCCUUGGAAGCAAAUCAGGUGGCGCAUGUCAAUUGUGGGAACUGCAGGAUGCUGUUAAUGUAUCAAUAUGGAGCAAGAUCUGUGAAAUGUGCGGUUUGCAAUUUUGUCACAUCAGUUGGGGUGUUGACGAGCACUCCCGAACAGAAAUUCAACAACUAAAAAUUAUCAUACACCACAUAAAGCUGGCUAUUACAAUGCUACAACCUUGGUUUUGCAUCUCAUAGUAGUUUUCCUCCAAGAUUGCAUCUCCCAGUGAGAACAGAACGUCCUGCUUCUCACAUGUAUAGAGUGAUUUUUUUCUUUUCUUUCUUGCGUGAUCCUUGUAUGAAUAAGUAGUUAUGUCAAGAUUGGAUGUAUGAGAAUAUUCUACAAGAGAAGAGAGACUACUAAAAUUUGAGUGAAUUUGGAA
This is a messenger RNA of Prunus mume (Japanese apricot), 1009 nucleotides long. RefSeq names its product lsd one like 1 (gene LOL1). NCBI's taxonomy places the organism in Eukaryota, Viridiplantae, Streptophyta, Magnoliopsida, Rosales, Rosaceae. The record is from RefSeq and is a predicted model, not a curated record.